Messenger RNA from Ananas comosus (pineapple), 636 nucleotides. RefSeq names its product 40S ribosomal protein S28-like. The record is from RefSeq and is a predicted model, not a curated record. Gene Ontology annotation, molecular function: structural constituent of ribosome. Bases 151 to 348 code for a protein of 65 amino acids. Gene Ontology annotation, biological process: maturation of SSU-rRNA; translation; ribosomal small subunit assembly. The transcript is spliced from 2 exons. Gene Ontology annotation, cellular component: cytosolic small ribosomal subunit; ribosome. NCBI's taxonomy places the organism in Eukaryota, Viridiplantae, Streptophyta, Magnoliopsida, Poales, Bromeliaceae.
AUAUUGGAAUAGCAUAGGGACUAUCCGUACAUUUUACCAUAGUUUCCCGUCUCUAUAUAAACGAGCAAGCGAGAAGGUAGGGUUUUUGUGAUUCAUCUAUUUCCGCAGCCGCCGCUGAUACUCGGAGAAGACGAUCAACGCUCUGCGAGAAUGGAUUCUCAAGUUAAGCUCGCAGUCGUGGUGAAGGUGAUGGGCAGGACCGGAUCGAGGGGUCAGGUGACCCAGGUCAGGGUCAAGUUCUUGGACGACCAGAACCGGCUCAUCAUGAGGAAUGUUAAGGGACCAGUGAGAGAAGGCGAUAUCCUCACCCUUCUCGAGUCCGAGCGUGAGGCGAGGAGGCUGCGCUGAUGAGAUAUGUGGUCGAACGUCAGUUCGGUGACAUGCAUGCUUUGAAGUAUUAAUACAUUUUGGUGCCUUUGGUUGGGUUUGUACUAGCUAGAUAAUCAUGUACUUCCCGAUAGUGCUUAUUGUUUUUGAGGAGUUGAGCUGCUUAGAAGUCUUGAUUUCAAGAUGAUUUUGCUAAUUUCGGAGGAUUUUCGUUUUCCAUUUUGCAUGUUGGAUAACAAGCGCUUGUUCUGGUUCUGGUUUAAUAUUUGUGAACUUUGUCAAUUGUGUGGCUACAUCCGAGUUUGUCGA